This is a messenger RNA of Lates calcarifer (barramundi perch), 579 nucleotides long. It is a transcript of the gene plaat1, whose product is annotated as phospholipase A and acyltransferase 1. Gene Ontology annotation, molecular function: glycerophospholipid phospholipase A1 activity; A2-type glycerophospholipase activity. Lineage: Eukaryota; Metazoa; Chordata; Actinopteri; Centropomidae. Gene Ontology annotation, cellular component: cytoplasm. The record is from RefSeq and is a predicted model, not a curated record. Gene Ontology annotation, biological process: N-acylphosphatidylethanolamine metabolic process.
AUGGCCUCCAGUGACCCUGACCUUCCUGACCCCUCUGGUGACCCACAGCCCGGUGACCUCAUUGAGAUCUUCAGACCAGCCUAUCAGCACUGGGCUCUCUACCUGGGAGACGGUUACAUCAUCAACUUAACUCCUGUUGGUCAAGCCAGGCAGCCUGCCAUGUCCAGUGUGAAGUCUGUCUUCAGCAGGAAGGCAGUGGUGCGCAUGCAGCUGCUGAAGGAGGUGGUGGGAAGCGACUCGUACCGCAUCAACAACAAGUACGACCACAACCACACACCCCUGCCUGUCUGUGAAAUCAUCCAGCGAGCACAAGUCCUCAUUGGCCAGGAGGUGUCUUAUGACCUGCUUGGGAGCAACUGUGAGCACUUUGUUACCCUUCUGCGCUACGGGGAGGGGGUGUCCGAGCAGGCUACACGGGCCAUUGGGGCCAUCAGUUUGGUGACGGCAGCAGCCAGUGCCUUCUCUGUCCUGGGACUGAUCAACACACGAUCCAGAAACAGGCCUUUCUGACAGCUGUGAUCUUCACUGAAUUGCGUUGUCUCCCAACAUUCAUGCGGCUGUGAUAAAAAGAAUUAAAUA